Messenger RNA from Hemiscyllium ocellatum (epaulette shark), 2541 nucleotides. RefSeq names its product ADP-ribosylation factor-like 4D (gene arl4d). Bases 426 to 1028 code for a protein of 200 amino acids. The record is from RefSeq and is a predicted model, not a curated record. Gene Ontology annotation, biological process: vesicle-mediated transport; intracellular protein transport. The transcript has 2 exons. Gene Ontology annotation, molecular function: GTP binding; GTPase activity. Gene Ontology annotation, cellular component: cytoplasm. NCBI's taxonomy places the organism in Eukaryota, Metazoa, Chordata, Chondrichthyes, Orectolobiformes, Hemiscylliidae.
GCGCCUGGGAGGGACACUGUUGACGUUAAGGAGGGAUGGGGCGGCUUUAAGAAAUGUCUUUUGAGGGUGUUGCUCCGGGUUAAAGCGACGUCAAAGGAGAAUGUGUUGCAUUUGACACUGUGUGAGCGAGUUACACAGAGAAAUCCCGAGCUAAGGGGUGGUUCUCUAAUGUGUCAGCUCUUAUGGAAGGUCUAGAAAGUGCCUAACAAACUGCUGCCUUUAGCAUUCUGUACUGAAUCUUUACCAGCACCACCACAGCAGCUCGACUCCAAACAGGACAAAGCCCAAAGCAUACCGUGUCCGAUUGGCUUUGAAGACGGUGCAAAGAGGCGACACCUUUCAGGUCUAGAGACAAAACAAGGAUACUGGGCAUUACCACUCGGUGUUCUUUUAUGUAAAGGCGAGGUGAAGAUAUUUGGUUGGCGAUGGGGAAUCAGCUGUCUGAGCUGACGCCUAACGGAACCUUCUUGCCUCCCUUCCAGUCCCUGCAUGUUGUGGUGAUUGGCUUGGAUUCAGCUGGAAAGACCACUUUGUUGUAUAGACUGAAGUUAAGGGAGUUUGUCAACACCAUUCCGACAAAAGGCUUCAACACUGAAAAAAUCAAAGUGCUGGUUGGGAACUCCAGGGCCAUCACUUUCCAGGUCUGGGAUGUUGGUGGCCAGGAGAAACUGAGGCCUCUGUGGAAGUCCUACACCAGACGUACUGAUGGCAUUGUCUUUGUGAUUGAUUCGUCUGAGACUGAGAGGAUGGAGGAGGCCAAGGCUGAACUUCAUAAAAUUUCCAAGAGCUCAGAAAAUCAAGGAGUGCCAGUAUUAAUCUUUGCCAACAAGCAAGAUCUGGUGGGGGCGCUGUCUGUAUCUGAGGUGGAGAAAUCCCUCAGCUUGAAUGAGCUGGGUGCAUCCACUCUGCACCACAUUCAGAGUUCCAGUGCAGUGAACGGCCAGGGCCUGCAACAAGGUCUGGAGAGGUUGUACGAAAUGAUUAUUAAACGGAAGAAGAUGAUCAGGCAUCAGAAGAGAAAGAGAUGAACCGUGGACCUUAUCCCAUAAUCAGCUAAGAUGGAUUUGAAUAGCUCAUCAAUGGAGUCUCCUAAAAGGAGCAACUCAAUGGUCAGAAGCACACAACUUGCCAAAAAUAUAAGUUCCAAGUUUUUUUUGGGCUGAUCCAAAUUUGACUUUUUUUUUCCUCCAGACGCAUUGUAGCAUAUACAACAGCAAUGACCGACACCAACCCUGCAACCUAACUGUUUAUUUAAAUAAAAGGAUCAAAAUAAAACAGGGACAAGUAGGUCACUUGUAGAUGUUUGGUGAGGAGUUGAACUGAUUACAAGCCAGCCCCAACCAGAGACCGACUGAUGUUUUACUGGAAAUAUGAAAACUGUUUGGGGAUUAAUGCUUACAAUUAUGAUGCUCAGCCUUCUGGAGAGUAUACAUUCUGAUUUUGCAUUUACGAAUAAAUUCCUGUAAUGAUUUGGUUGUACCCAGAUAGCCCCUUCAUAUGUAAAUUGAUGGAUGAUUGCUGAAAAUUGCCUGGAAAGUUAAAUUAAGUGAUAGAGAACUGAAAUAUUGUUCUCUCUCUCACUCUCUCUUUCUUGCUUCUCUCUAUCUCAAAGUUCUUAGUUUCAUAACUCCAGAAGACUGGAACAUGGUGAAUUGUUCUUGCAAUUCACUGAUAUUGUUCUGACGCCACUGUAUAAAGUGUUUAAAACUUGUGUAGCUUUUUGUAGAUGGAUGAUGUGCAAGUCAAGGACAUGAUUGUCCGAAGUUACAAAAGAUGUUUAGUUCUGCAAGUGUUUGCAAAAAUAACAAAUGGACUGAGGGAAGCACUUUGUACUUUUUUGUUUUGGUCUGAAAAUAUCAUUCAGCUACACACCCCAGUAAAUGGGAGUACUGAAAGCAGUAUUGGAGUGCAGUAAUGCUUCUACAUUCUGAGAUGUGAAGCAGUUUCAGCCUGACCCCCAAAUCUAAUAAAUCCCAAUGAUGUGAGGUCUCUCCUAGAAGGUUUCUUCACGUCUUCUUGAAGUUAGCUUUAGCUGCAAUGAAACUGUUGCUCAGUCUGAAGCUGCACUUUCAAGGUGCCAAGGCAGAGAGAAAUGUUCUUGAGGUUAAGAUUGUGAAUGGGAGCUGCCUUCACACUUUCUCUUACCAGAGUUCUACAUGUGUCCAAAUAUGUGCAACAAAUUCUAUUUGUGGCUUUCCUUACUGUAAUCUGGUUGGCAGCUAGCAGUAAAACUAGUUUAGUGAUGGGUCUGUUACUUGAUAACUAGCUUGAAACCAAUAGCUGCAGUCGAACUGUAGCCUUUGAUAUGAAGCACACAUGAGCCAAUGUGCUUUUAAUGCAAAAGAAGAUUCCAAUGUCACAUCUUUCAUUUGAAAUCAUUUGAAUUAUCAAUGUUAAGAGUUUCACUCAGGCUUUCAUACUGAAAAAUUGGACCUUGCGGAAAUAUUUAAGCUGUGAAACAAAAUGGUGAUUUGUACAUAUCUUUUUUGUACUUUGAUAGUUUUUUUUUAAUAAAGAGUUGUCUUUGGUGUUAAAAUGAAA